Lagopus leucura (white-tailed ptarmigan) is the source of this 2257-nucleotide messenger RNA. Its product is annotated as maestro heat-like repeat-containing protein family member 2B. The transcript is spliced from 21 exons. Gene Ontology annotation, cellular component: cytoplasm. The record is from RefSeq and is a predicted model, not a curated record. The coding region runs from base 44 to 2257 and encodes 737 amino acids. NCBI's taxonomy places the organism in Eukaryota, Metazoa, Chordata, Aves, Galliformes, Phasianidae.
ACCCAGAGAGAGCGUUGUGUCUGUCUGGAGGCAUCCUGCUGUGAUGGAGCGGCUGAGAGCCCUUCGAGGUCUCUUUGCCUGUGUGGGCUGCAUGCCCAGAAGCACACGUCGCGGGGAGAGAGGCAGGGUGGAAAGCCCUGUCCCCACCUGUGCCGUGACUUUACUGCUGCAGCGCCUGCAAGACCAGGAGGGUGAUCGAGAGCAGGCGUACUGCGAGCUGGAGCACGUCCUGGGGGAAGAGGACAGCCGCCCGCCGUGCGGAGUGGUGAACCGGCUGCUGGCUGAGGUGUCCCGGGACCUGACAGCAGCCCAGGGCGUGACGGACAGCGUGAGAAUGGCUGCCAGCAAUGUCCUGGUGGCUCUGGCCCGGACUCACUUCUCCAUGGUGAUGGCCGAGCUCCAGGGCCACCUGAAGGCCACACGGGAGAUGUGCAAGGAGUUUGUGCUCGUCACCCUGAGCAAACUCUUCAGCAUCUAUGCUCCACAGUGCAUCUCUUUUGUGUGGCUGACGCUGGCCGGCCUGUGCAGUGUGGUGGGCCGGGUGAGGAGCGGCCGGACCCUGCGCACUGCUUGUGCUGUUGUGAAACAAUGGAUGGAUGGCAUCAAGAUUCACUUGUCCUCUGGAAAGCACUGCCCCUGGCCUGCCACAGAGAAAGAACAAAUGUAUGAGAAUCUUCAUGAGCUCUUCUUCUUUGUGGUCAGCAACUGGCAGGACUGCAAGGAGGAAGAGGACAGACAGGCUGUUCUCGGGGCUGUGACUGCCAUGAUGACUGUCCUCCUGCAAGAGGAGCUGCCUCGAGAGCACGUCUGGGAGCGGCUCCUCUGGCUCGUGCACCCGUGUCGGGAGAUGCAAGACACCUGCAGGGUGGCCAAGAGCCUUCAUAUGUUCCUGGAGGCCUUACCGGGAGUUCAGUCUGUCAUCCCUAAGGACAAGUUUCUGGCCGUCACCAGUGCCGUGUUCUAUCAGCUCUCUGAUGACGCCAAGCAGCACAGCGAGGCUGACAGAGCAGAGCUGACCCGCUGCAUCCUGCUGCAGGCCCAAAUCUGCCCAGAGGAAACAGUCCUGUUUCUGCAGUCGCAGCUAGGCGAUGAGUGGGAGGCUGGAUGCGUGGCAGCCCUGGGUCUGCUCGGCACUCUGGCUCGCUCUGAUGAGCCCGCAAUGACAGAGAAGCUGCCGCAGAUUACAGAGGCUGUGCAGCGUGUGUGCAGUGACCCCAGGACCCGGGUGAGGAGGGCCGUGCUGCAUUUCACUGAGGAUCUGCUCAGUGCUAAUGCCUGGAGCUGCUCAGCCUGGGAUGUGGUGGGGCACAUCUUCUGGGAGUUCAGCCGCACCACGGGAAGAAGGGCAGCCGGAGACCUUUCCGCCCAGGAAGCCCAGGAAGAGGGAGCUCUCCAAGAGCUGUGCAUCAACAUCCUGGGGUCACUGGAUGUCUCUGCGAGAGGGAUCUCCAAACUCCUGUGGCCAAGGCUGCUGCUGUACGUGGUGCCAGCCCAGUACACCGGCAUGCUGAUCCCAGUCUCCCGCUGCGUCCAAGCCCUGGCCAAGAGAGGGGAGCUGACGGUGCAGGACAUGGAAGAUCUGGAUCCCCACUUCCUCAGCUCCAUGUUUCAAGGCCCACUGCUGACUCCCCAGACACUGCUGGCACGUCUGCUGGUGGUGGCAGGGAGCCCUUCUGCAGGCAGCGAACUCCAAGCCGCUGCCUUGCUGCUCCUGCAAAACCUCCACAGCAAGAUCCACAGAGCUGUGGGGACCAAGUGGGCUGCUGAGAUCCCCCUGCUGCUGCAGCGCCUUGAAGGGAAAGAUGAGAGCUUCCCCAACUCUGAAGAGUGGGAGCACCUUCUGCUAAAGUUCCUGAGGGCAUCGCUGGACGUUGUGGAGGACGAGGCCUGGACCAAGGCCCUGAGCUGCGAGCUGAGCCGGCGGCUGAGCAGCUCUGCCAGCAGCUCUGCAGAAAAGACCUUCCUCUACAAGGCUCUGGGUGCCGUUCUGGGAGCUUGUAAGGAAGUCCUCCAUGUCCAGGAGAAGCUGCUGCAGCACCUGGAGAAAUCCAAUGCAGAGGAGCCAUCUGAGGCCCAGGGAAUGAUCUCUCUUGUCAGCCAUGCUGCUGACAGCAACUUCCACACAGUCCUGGACACACUCACCAUGUUUGCGUCCAGGCUGUGCAAACGCCGCAAUGGGAGGAUUUCCAGGCGCAAGAAGAAGCACAGCCUGAGCGCAGAGCCAGGGCUUGGACAGGGUGGUUGGUGUGCAAUUUAG